Molecule: messenger RNA, 4515 nt
Organism: Cotesia congregata
Lineage: Eukaryota; Metazoa; Arthropoda; Insecta; Hymenoptera; Braconidae
Source: the annotation of a GenBank genome assembly
AUGUCAACGCGAUCGCAACUUACUAAAGAUUUGAACGAAUCGGUGAAAGCUUUACUGGGUAAACAUGUCAAAAUUUUGUUGAAAAAUGUUGUUAAACUUGAAACAAAACCAGACAAGCAGGAAAACCGAGUUUUGGUAUUUUCUCCUUGUCGACUCUUUUUAUUGACUGCCAAAGUACCUACUAGGAUCGAUUGCCAUUUUCAUUAUUUAGAAAUAACCUCAGUAGAGUCUCGAAGAUCGAACCAACUAUGUCUAACAGCGGGAGAAAGAACAUACAACUUCACAACAACAGGCGUAGGUGGGACAGACACAACGGAGGUAGACGCGAUGAUCGAAGCGUUACACACUGCAAUAAGAAAUAUAUUUCCGACAGUCCCUCUAAACUACGUUAUCAGAAAAAUCGACGUGAUACCGGCCAGUAGACUUCACAGUAUUCGUGGAAGCGAGUUGGCCCGCAGCACGGAGGCAACGAGAACAACCGGGCCCUGCGGAGGUUUUUCGACCCAGUACGCCUGCAUGUGUGAUCUACAUUGUGUCCAAUACCGCGAAGAAGUGACAUGGGACGUAGACACAAUAUACCUCUCGCACGACACCCGUGAACUAAAUCUCCGUGACUUUGAUCACCUCGAGCAGAAGGAUUUGGUCCCGAUAAUAUCCGCGUUGGAAUACAACACAUGGUUCACUAAAUUACGAGUGUCCCAUUUAAAAUUGAGCCAUGAGUGCCUCGAGCGUUUGCUUCACGUUGUUCGCCGAUCUCUCUCACUCCAAGAAAUCUACUUAGAUAAUCUAGGCCUCAAAUGGGAUUUUGCGCACAAACUAUCCCUCGCACUUAUUGCUAAUAGUAACACUGUACUGCACACCAUCGAUUUAUCGAAUAACAUGAUCGAGGACAAGGGAGCUGCCAGUUUGUGUGCCAUUGUAGCUAAACUCACCCAAGGUAGUAGUCACCUCGGCAGUCCAGGCAUCGGAAAACUCCCUAAAGGCAUGCAAAAAUUGAAUUUGUCCCAUUGUGGAUUAACAGGAAAAGGAAUUGCACAAAUAGCCCACGCGCUGAGUCUAAAUCGAAGCAUGCCUACAAGUUUACGAUACUUAAAUUUGUCUGAGAACACUUUAAAAGAUGAUAUCAACAAUCUUUGCAAUUUUUUGGCUCAGCCCAAUAGCCUAACGCACUUAGAUCUCGCUGGUACGGAUACAACUCUAGAAUCUUUAUUCGGUGCCCUUCUACGUGGCUGUGCUACUAAUCUAGUCCAUUUAAACGUGUCACGGAACUCAUUUACAAGUAAAAAAACCAAAGAAAUACCUCCUAGUUUUAAACAAUUUUUUACCGCGACUUUGUCGCUAAAGUAUUUAAAUAUUUCAUACUGCAAGUUGCCUCUGGAGGCUCUGAAACACCUUUUGCUGGGCCUCGCCUGCAACGAGAGCACAGUGGGUCUCGAAUUGGACAUGAGUGGAAACAACUUAGGGUCUCUGGGUGCUCACGUUCUUGAAUCUUGCAUACACGGUGUCCGUUGCAUAGCUUCGCUAGAUAUUUCUGACAGCAACAUGGACGUUGAUAUGGCUCAAGUAAUUACGGCGAUUGGAAAAAACAAGUCAAUAAAGCACCUCUACAUGGGAAGAAACACCACAGGCAUGAAAACCAAGCACAUAUCGGUGGUGAUGGAUGCGCUCGUACAGAUGAUUCAGGAAGACGAUUGUGUUUUACAAUCGCUUUAUAUUCCAGAUUCACGAUUAAAAAGCGAUCUUUAUAGUCUGAUAAACGCACUGGGAAGCAACACGUGUCUUCAUACUCUUGAUAUGAGUGGAAAUCAGAUAGGAGACCCUGGAGCUCGUCUUCUAGCCAAGGCACUCCAAAUAAACAAUCAUCUGAAGACAAUAAUUUAUGAUAAAAAUAAUAUUACUUUGCAAGGAUACUCAGAUAUUGUUCACGCGUUGGAAAAAAAUUACAGUGUGAGACACAUGCCGUUUCCUAUUUAUGAUCUGCAACCUUGUAUGAAGAUUUCUGCAGAGAAAGCCGAGCAAUUGGCCAAGAAAAUUCAGGACAUGCUGCAGAGAAAUGUUACACCGUGUAAGUACAGUCCGGGGCAAGCUUUUAGACUCCAACAAGGAUUUUUACUCAGUUCAACGCAGCAGGUUGUCGACAGAUUGGUCGUCCAAACUCAGGAUACGAUAAAAACUUUAGCAGCAGAGAGUUGUGAUGCGAAUAAUGAUAUUAAUCACGCAACUGGAUUGAUCCAAGAUGCAGAUAAUUCGAAGCAAUUGCUACCGCGACUUCAUGAAGUCUUACAACGGCGGGAUGAGAACAAUCCCGUAGAAGCAAAGCUCAAGGAAAUAGCCGACAAUUUGUAUAAGAAUGUCACCGAUUAUUUGGAAGACUCAUUGGAAGCUAUUUUAAAAUGCGCGAACGAUCAUUGUCCAACAGUGAUGUCUCAAACGGUGAUUCGCGGUGAUGAGAGCGAACCAAUUUCUGUUGAAGAUGAUUUACGAAAUGUCUGCAAGGGGAAGAAUCAGAUAAGCGGAGAAUUUAUCACCAGCGCAAUUGUUGAACAGGCGGGUACUGAUAUUGUUAAUAGAAUAAACGAGCUGAACCUCUCGGUAGCUGCUCAUAUUUCCGACAGAAUCACAGACGAAGUGAUAGAGUCGCUGUCGAGGAGUUACAAGACUUUGAUCGGAGACUCUCAUGAUAGAACGCGUUGCAGUACGCCGGAUGUUUUGAGACCGAGUGUUAGUUCUACCAGCAGUGGUAGUGUCAUCGGUAUCGGAGGAACCAUGAGCAUUGGAAUCAGUUCUGACAACAGCGGUUAUGGACUCUCGAACAAAAUUUCAUCGGCAGUUGAGCAUGCUGCUAAGAUGACUAGAGACUCGCUCAAGGACUCAAUGGUUCAUGAGUACGCCUGUCCUUCAGAUCUUUUUAUCGGGAGUUCUAUUAAUUCUCAGCAUACCACAGAUGAUCAGUCUCCUAUGGCAACGCCCCAUUUGUCAAACAAACGAAAAAAUUUGCAUGGAAGAAAAUUACGACCAAAGUCAGUGGUUGAUUCUGUAGAAGGACUUUCAGCUGAUGACAUACCGGAUUUACUGCCUAGUUUACCAAAAGACAAUACUGAAACAAUUUCAGAAAAUGAGCACUCAUUGACUGAGUCUUUGGAUUCUAUAUCCGAGCUUCCUAAUAACACUGGCCAGCAAUUGCAACAUCUGGUAAAAUCUCGACCAAGACGAACUAAAACUCGCGCUCCUUCACGACCUAUGUUACGAACUGACAUUCCGAAAGGAUCUUUGGGCCUUGGGGAAGGUCUUGAUGUAUUUUUUAGACCUACCACGCCUACAACUCCGCUGAUUUCUCCAACUAGUGAUGAUAGUUCUCUGCAUACAUUCCCUAUAGACGGUAGCCCAAAUUUAUCAAUAACAAGUCAACGCAGUAUUCCUCCGGAGACAGAUAAAAAGCCUCAUGGCUGCAACUCGCCUAUUCUAAAAACUCUUCUUGAGCCUACACCACGUUCACGGUCUAGCGAUAAUUUUGAGAAAUUUUCUCCGCUUGCGGGUCGUCGUUCUCAAGGUGACACGCCUUUGACAGCCUCACCACUGGCCCGACGAAGCGCCGCGGAAAAUUCGCAGUCUCAAGAACCAGAGGCUAGAAAAGCACGAGGAAUACAAUCGACAUCCACGGCUGGAAGCCCUCUGUCAACACCGACCACUCGCUUAUCGCGCGAUUUGUCUGGCAAUGAGACUUCAGAGUCCUCGCCAGACGGCGAUAAUCACAAGACCUCAGUGAGAAGCCACGGUAGUAUUUUAAGUAGUUCAGCAGACAACGAAAAAUCAGUAAGCGGCCAAGCGACCAAUAAAUUCCGAUCGAUUUCAUCCAUCCAAGAAUCCCGUGGUGCUUUUAAUUCUUUACAGUCGGAAGUUUGUCCGUCCAAUGAUUCAAAUAAACAGCUGUCGAAUGCUGGUUCUUUUAAAGCUCCAAGUAAAGUUAGUUAUAAUAUUAGCGGCGAACAAUCUAGAAGUAGCUCGAGUAUUAAUUCUUCUAGAAAUAGUAAACCUCUACCGCCAGCUACUGCGCCAAAACCGAGACCAUGGAGCAUGACUGGUGAUAGAAAAUCAGGUGAAUUUAAUAAUUUAUUGAGUGACGGUUCAAGUCCAAAUACGUCGGCAGGGAACACUCCAGACUCUGGUGAUGCUCUUGAUGAAUCCACUGACAGUGGAGUCAGUGGACCAGCUUCCUUACCGCCUACACUUUCAGCGAGUAGUACCGCGAGCUCAUUGAGCAGUAGCACAGUUGAAAAACGAUCUGUUCGAGAGCUCGCAGCUAGUUUGAAUAAAGGAAAAACAGAUCGUAAAGAAAAUGAAGAAUCCGUACCCAUUGCAUGGAGAUCAGUUCUGCAUCGUUCUGUUGAUCGUACAGUAAAUAAGGAGCAAGUACCGAAAAAGGAUGAGGACAAUCGCAUUAAUUUCAAGCUUCGGCGAACAUCAUUUCUACGUGACUCCAAUUUCAAUUAUGACAAUGAUGUCGUUGAUGUAUGA